Nematolebias whitei (Rio pearlfish) is the source of this 1562-nucleotide messenger RNA. RefSeq names its product dual specificity protein phosphatase 7. The record is from RefSeq and is a predicted model, not a curated record. Bases 1 to 1110 code for a protein of 369 amino acids. Gene Ontology annotation, biological process: negative regulation of MAPK cascade; protein dephosphorylation. Gene Ontology annotation, cellular component: cytoplasm; cytosol. Gene Ontology annotation, molecular function: protein tyrosine/threonine phosphatase activity; MAP kinase tyrosine/serine/threonine phosphatase activity. NCBI's taxonomy places the organism in Eukaryota, Metazoa, Chordata, Actinopteri, Cyprinodontiformes, Rivulidae. The transcript has 3 exons.
AUGUCUAACGUGAGGCCGAGUAAAAGCGCGGAAUGGCUGCAGCUCGCGCUGGAGACCGGAGGCGCCGCUGGUCUGCUCGUGCUGGACUGCCGCUCGCACGAGCUCUACGAGUCGUCCCACGUAGAGACCGCCAUCAACAUGGCCGUGACGGGGCUGAUGCUGCGGCGGUUCCGAAAGGGCAACAUCCCCGUGCAGACCGUCAUCCCCAAGCACGAGGACAAGGAGAAGUUCGCGAGACGGUGCAAGACGGACACGGUGCUCCUGUACGACGAGAGCUCGGCGGACUGGCCGGACGGCGGCUCGUCCUCCCCGACCACCAUUCUGUUCCUGCUCCUCAAAAAGCUGCGGGACGACGGCUGCGAGGCGUACUAUCUGGAAGGUGGUUUUGAAAAGUUCCACACAAAGUACCCGGAGCACUGCGAGACCCUCCUGGACAGCUCGUGCCCGAGCUCCUCGCCCCCCAUGCCAGUUCUGGGUUUUGGAAACCUCCGGAUCAGCUCGGAUUGUUCGGACGGCGAGUCCGAUCGCGAGCCCAGCAGCACGACAGAGUCCGAGGAGAGCCCCGUCCCCAGCAAUCAGCCCGACUUCCCCGUUCAGAUCCUGCCUUACCUCUUCCUGGGCUGUGCCAAAGACUCGGCCAACCUGGACGUGCUGGGCCGGUACAACAUCACCUACAUCCUGAACGUCACGCCCAACCUCCCCAACAUGUUUGAGCAUGACGGCCACUUCAGGUACAAACAGAUCCCCAUUUCAGACCACUGGAGUCAGAACCUGUCGCAAUUCUUUCCAGAGGCCAUAUCAUUUAUUGACGAGGCUCGGUCGAAGCGCUGUGGGAUCCUGGUGCACUGCCUGGCCGGCAUCAGCCGCUCAGUCACAGUCACCGUGGCUUACUUGAUGCAGAAACUCAACCUCUCUCUAAAUGACGCCUACGACUUCGUAAAGAGGAAGAAGUCGAACAUUUCACCAAACUUCAACUUCAUGGGUCAGCUCUUGGACUUUGAGAGGACGCUGGGGCGACACACUCCCUGCGAUAACCGCUCCACCAGCGAGCAGCAGCUCUUCUUCACCACUCCGACCAAUCAUAAUGUCUUUCAGCUGGAGUCGACAUAAGGAGCAAUAAGACCGCUGGGUUUUGUUGUUUCCUGUGGUGUCUCUUAGGUUUUGUAAGCCUGUCAGAUGCUUGGCUUGCUGACGCAGGCAGAAAGUCAGUGACAGGGUUCAGCACCAGAGGGAACGUCGGUCUGUCAAAUGAACUGAACACUCUCGACUCUCAAUGCCUUAAUAUCUAACACAAAAAAGAAUUCAACUUUCCUCCACACACUGAGUUAAUCAAGCGGUAUAAUUACGGGACAGUUUCUGAAUUUUACUACCUGUUGUCUGCAUUUGUUCUGAAUAUUGCCUUUAUGGUCGAAAUCCAGUCAACAGAGUGUUUUCUGAGGACCAGUCAGGUGUUUUCUUAACUCAAGCUGAUGGUAAUAAGCUACUGUGCUGAUCCGUUGUACAGUUAUCGAUGGCUUUUUUAAAUCACAGUAGAACUUUUUUAUAUAUUUUUUUUAAUUACA